Molecule: messenger RNA, 1570 nt
Organism: Amoebophrya sp. A25
Lineage: Eukaryota; Dinophyceae; Syndiniales; Amoebophryaceae
Source: the annotation of a GenBank genome assembly
CCCGUAAAAUCGUUGCUGUACGCGAAAAGUUAGAGGAUCUUCUGAGCGAAAAUGAGAGGCUCUUGAGUUAUCUCUGCUUGCAAAAUUGUUGAAGUAAAUAUAUAGUUAGAUAGAGAAAUCAAAAGAUGGAGGCGAGGCCGGCGUUGCCUGCACAUCCCGGAAAGGGUACGUCGAGUGAGAGGCCGGCCAUUAUUCGGCUGAUUUAUGGCUGGACAAAACUUUGGUCAAAAUAAAGCGCGACUCUGUCUGCAGUGAGUCAGUCAUGUUCUCACCAUGUGAUUAUGAGAAAUGCACCAUGCUGCACUAAAUGUUAGUAGUUCCUUAUCCUCUCUCUUCUCCUUCUAAAACAGCGAUUGGUACAAUGGCAUGCUUGCAAAGUACCCGUUUCAAGCGAAUGCGUACUCGACUGCAGUCAUCGGCGCUUUUGCUGACAUACUACGACAAUUCGUAGAACGACUCAUGGCGACGCGGAACAUGAAUCCGUCUAUUUAAGAUUCCAGUACCAUAAUGGUUUUCCACUAUUUUGUGAUGGAGACCACCAAGGGUACUUCUACAACUUGCUAGUCAGAGUAGCAGGAAAAACCUCACUACUCGCUACUACCGCUAAUCAUCCGCAGACCAGAAUUCGUCAAACAAAACGGCACCAAAUAGGAACAACGGCGUCGCGAUUUUUCUUAGAGGAUUUUACCAGGCUUUCUCCUUGAAAGACACCUUGGAGCAAUACUUGCUGGGUUUUGCGGUUCUACAUCCUCUCUGUUUCUGGUUUUUCGAGAAGAUCGAAGCUGCGUUUGAAGUAGAGCACGAGGACGACGACAUUGAGGUAGUCGAGUUUAGUAACAAAGAUGAAAGUGGUAGUACUGGAACUGGAUCUGGCAGUGGACGAGUAGUACAGAGUAUUAAAGACGAUGACAGGAGGACACAGCACAACAAUAGUACACCAGAUCAACAUCCAGUGUCGUCAUCCUUCUCUUCUUCGAAGAAAUCGUCUGAGUCCUCCAGUAGUUUCAUCCUAGCUCUCCAAAAAGUGUGCGUCGAGGAGGUUGUUUUUGCUCCUGUCUUCAACCUAGUCUUUCUCACAUGCGAAGGCGUUCUGCGAGGCGAAACGGCAUUGGAUGCUAUCAAAGAAUACGGGAGAAAAUUUCGACAGAUUCAGAGCUCAAAUAUGAUCUUCUGGUUCCCUGUGAACCUGGGCACAUUUUGGCUGGUGCCACCAAAAUUGAGGCUGCUCUUUGUAAACAUGAUGAACAUCCUGUGGAUGGUGUAUCUGAGCAUGAAAAGUAAACAGAAGUGACUUCAUACUUCUUUUUACAAUAUAUUUUUCAUCUUAUCAAAAAUCUUAUUUUUUGGAAAUCCAAUUGAUUCCAAAGUGCUUGGUACUUUCCAUCUUGGCAUUCUUGAUUGAACAUGGCAAAUACUAGAGGCCAAUGUUGGAAGUGACAACAUUUUCGCUUGAAUUUUCCUUCCCUAUAAUUUUUUUACAAGAACAAUAUCGUUGGACAUCAGUCUUCCAGUUGCUUAUUAUAAGCACAUCAUGGGUUCCACCACCAGAGACGACCAAACAAACAAGUAC